AUGAAUGAAAACCAAGUUCAGUAUCUUACUCCAAAGUUCUUGAUCCUCUCAGCCAUCUCCCAGUCUGCCCCAUUACUCCCAGCUCCCUCUUUCCUGUGUUGCUCUUGCUCCCUGCCUGACCCACUUUGGCCCCUGCAGCAGCACUCAGCUGAGUAUCCUCAGCUGCUCAUGGGGAAGAAGCAUCAUCUUUGCUCUCCAUGGAGAAAGAAGCAUUCUCCUUGCUCUCGGUGGUACUCCCCCAGCACAAGAUCUCCGUGGUCACAGUUUGUGCUGCCUCACCUUCAACACAUCAUGCAGAAUGAAACAACUGUCACAGAAUUCAUCCUCCUGGGGUUCUCCAGUAACCCAGCUCUGCGGCUGUGCCUCUUUGGCCUUUUCUCUGUCCUCUACUCUACCACCCUGAUGGGAAAUGCACUUGUCUUUGUGCUUAUCUGUCUGGACUACCGCCUCCACAGCCCCAUGUACUUCUUCCUCUGCCACCUCUCCAUUGUGGACAUCUGCUACGCCUCCAACAAUGUCCCUCAUAUGCUGAGGAACCUCCUUGGACAAGGCAGAACCAUCUCCUUUGCUGGGUGUGGGACACAGAUACACCUUUACCUAAUCUUCGCACUUACAGAGUGCGUGUUGCUAGCUGUGAUGUCUUAUGACCGCUAUGUGGCAAUCUGCCAUCCCCUCCGCUAUGCCCUCAUCAUGAACUGGAGGGUGUGCCUCCAUCUUGCCGCAGUUUCAUGGGCUUUUGGGUUCGUAUUUGGUACACUGCAAGCCUCUCUGGCUUUACGUCUGCCUUUCUGUGGCCCCUGCGAGGUUGACCACUUCUUCUGUGAAAUCCUUGCUGUCUUAAAGCUGGCCUGCACUGACACUACUCCCAAUAAAGUCCUGAUCUUUGCUGUUUGUGUGUGCUUCCUCCUCUUCCCUGUAGCUUUAAUCCUAGUUUCCUACCUGCACAUCCUGGCCACCAUUCUGCGCGUCCGCUCCGCACCAGGAUGGCACAAAACGUUCUCCAUCUGUGGCUCCCACCUGACCGUCGUAGGUCUGUUUUAUGGAAAUGCCAUCUUCAUGUACAUGGGGCCCAGGAGCAACAACUCAUCUGGGAGGGAGAAAGUUCUUUCCCUUUUCUACAGUCUCGUCAGCCCCAGUUUGAACCCACUGAUUUACAGUCUCAGGAACAAGCAAGUGAAGGAAGCCUUGCUGAAGCUUCAGAGAAGGAGAAGAAUCCUUCGUUUUGUGUAG
Molecule: messenger RNA, 1230 nt
Organism: Opisthocomus hoazin
Lineage: Eukaryota; Metazoa; Chordata; Aves; Opisthocomiformes; Opisthocomidae
Product: olfactory receptor 2A2
Biological process (GO): G protein-coupled receptor signaling pathway
Cellular component (GO): membrane
Molecular function (GO): G protein-coupled receptor activity; olfactory receptor activity
Source: RefSeq, a predicted model, not a curated record